UUUGUCCCUGGAAUCAAAGUCAGUGAAAGAAACACACCCUGGCCUUCCGGUUGCAGGGACGUUCAGACUGGACAGAGCGGCCGCGGCCUCUGAAGAGAAGAAUUACUACACUUAUGGCUGGCAUUUUGCGCUCAGUAUUUCAGAGGCCUCCAGGCAGACUGCAGACAGUGAAUAAAGGUGUGGAAUCUCUCAUUGGUACAGAUUGGAUUCGUCACAAAUUUACCAGAUCAAGAAUUCCAGAUAAAGUUUUUCAGCCAAGACCUGAAAAUCAUGAAAAAUAUGGUGGGGACCCCCAGCACCCUCAUAAACUGCACAUUGUUACAAGAAUAAAAAGUACAAAAAGGCACCCAUACUGGGAAAAAGAUACAAUCAAGAUGCUUGGACUUCAGAAGGCACACAGCCCUCAAAUUCACAAGAACAUCCCUUCAGUGAACGCAAAGUUGAAAGUGGUCAAACACUUGAUACGCAUCCAGCCCCUGAAGCUGCCACAAGGACUUCCCACAGAAGAGACCAUGUCUAGCACGUGCCUCAAGAGCACUGGGGAAUUGGUAGUACAGUGGCAUCUGAAGCCUGUGGAGCAGGAAGCAAAGUCUGAUGCCACACAGCUGCAGGUUACAAAUCGCAGUUGCUGAGGAACUCAUUAAAGUGUAUUUCAAUCCA
This is a messenger RNA of Mesocricetus auratus (golden hamster), 660 nucleotides long. Its product is annotated as 39S ribosomal protein L30, mitochondrial-like. Lineage: Eukaryota; Metazoa; Chordata; Mammalia; Rodentia; Cricetidae. The transcript has a single exon. The record is from RefSeq and is a predicted model, not a curated record. Gene Ontology annotation, molecular function: structural constituent of ribosome. Gene Ontology annotation, cellular component: mitochondrion; large ribosomal subunit. Gene Ontology annotation, biological process: translation. The coding region runs from base 114 to 632 and encodes 172 amino acids.